AUGGCUCCGAAGAAGGGCCCGAAGCCGCUGGCGAAGAAGAAGCCCGAGAAAGUCGUGAACCCGCUGUUCGAGAAGAGGCCCAAGCAGUUUGGCAUCGGCGGAGCUCUGCCGCCGAAGAAGGACCUGCACCGGUUUGUGAAAUGGCCCCAGGUGGUGAGGAUCCAGAGAAAGAAGAUGAUACUUAAGCAGAGGCUCAAGGUCCCGCCGUCGAUCCAUCAGUUCUCCAAGACUCUCGACAAGAACUUGGCAACAAGCCUCUUCAAGAUGCUUCUCAAGUACAGGCCAGAGGAUAAAGCUCAAAAGAAAGAGCGUCUUUUGAAAAGAGCUCAGGCCGAGGCUGAAGGAAAAGCCCCUGAGUUGAAAAAGCCCAUUGUGGUCAAAUAUGGUCUCAACCAUGUGACCUACCUCAUCGAGCAGAACAAAGCUCAAUUGGUGGUUAUUGCUCAUGAUGUGGACCCCAUCGAGUUGGUUGUGUGGCUCCCGGCUCUCUGCAGGAAAAUGGAGAUUCCGUACUGCAUUGUGAAGGGGAAGGCAAGACUUGGAACUAUUGUUCAUAAGAAGACUGCCUCUGUUUUGUGUUUGACCUCCGUGAAGAAUGAAGACAAACUGGAGUUCAGCAAGAUCCUGGAAGCUAUCAAGGCCAACUUCAACGAUAAGUAUGACGAGAUCCGCAAGAAGUGGGGAGGUGGUGUUAUGGGAUCAAAAUCCCAGGCUAAGACUAAGGCGAAAGAGAGGCUUCUAGCCAAGGAAGCUGCUCAGCGGUUGACUUGA
Messenger RNA from Striga hermonthica, 771 nucleotides. Lineage: Eukaryota; Viridiplantae; Streptophyta; Magnoliopsida; Lamiales; Orobanchaceae. The record is from the annotation of a GenBank genome assembly.